AUGGAACUUAGAUUUUGGGAGAGACGAAAAAUUGGGAGAAGACUUUCUCCCUUGAUGGUGAACAACCGUGUGCCCGGCCAAAACCUCCAAGCUCAGCCCUCGACUGACGAAUCGACGACCGGUAACAAGGAGUCGCAGACGCAGCUACUUGAACCGGAGAAGACGAUUUGGUUGGGGCGAUUUAGGGAGAAGGAGCGGCGCGCCGGCGGCGGAAGAUUUGGGGACGACGAAGGAAUUGUUGAAGAGAGUAGGGAGAGGAGGAGACCGACGGGGGUGGCAGUGAACCGGUGGGCAAUCACCAAAUUAAGUGAAAAGGUGCAACAUAAAUGA
Striga asiatica is the source of this 330-nucleotide messenger RNA. Lineage: Eukaryota; Viridiplantae; Streptophyta; Magnoliopsida; Lamiales; Orobanchaceae. The record is from the annotation of a GenBank genome assembly.